Molecule: messenger RNA, 3856 nt
Organism: Dermatophagoides pteronyssinus (European house dust mite)
Lineage: Eukaryota; Metazoa; Arthropoda; Arachnida; Sarcoptiformes; Pyroglyphidae
Cellular component (GO): stereocilium tip; plasma membrane; stereocilia ankle link complex
Molecular function (GO): protein binding
Source: RefSeq, a predicted model, not a curated record
CCUCAUUUUUUUAUCUAUAUAACUUUUUUUCAAUCUUAACCUAAUCAAAAAUGGUUAUAAUGCCGCAUAAAUUAUCUUCUGCAAAAUCAACCAGUUGUUUAUUAUCAUCAAUUGAUAACGGUAUUCAUCAUGUUGUGUCACAUCAAAAUAAAGAUCAUUUGAUCAAUAAUAAUAAUAAUUUAAAUGAUGAUGGUGAUUGUGCAUUGUGUUGUUGGUCACCUAUACCAAGAUCAUCAUCAUCAAUGAUGGAUAUUUGUUGUAAUGGUGAUUCAGCAACCAUAUGUAAUGUGAACAACCAUAACAACGUAUCAAAUCCAAAUAUUUGUUCAUCAUUUAAUUCAACAAAUACAUCGGGUACAUUAUUUAUUGGUAAAUGUCGUAAUGUUCGACUUCGUCGUACUGAUCCAAAUCAAUCAUUAGGAUUUUCAAUUCGUGGUGGUUGGGAACAUGGUAUUGGUUUUUAUGUAUCGGAUGUACAGCCCGAUUCAUUGGCUGCCAAACAAGGCCUUUGUCCUGGUGAUCAAAUAUUUCGGAUAAAUGGUUUCCCAUUAGAUCGUGUCAUUCACGAUGAAGUGGUGGCAUUGAUUCGUAUGUCAGCCAAUGAUCUUACACUUCGUGUUCGUUCAGUAGGUGUUGUACCAUUUAAAGGUCGAGGUCCUGGUGAUAAAUUAUCUUGGAAACGUUUAUGUGCUCAACGUUCAAUGACAAAUAGUUGUAAUGGUGAUAACAACAUUGUCAAUGAUGCUGGUGUUGUUGGAACAAUGAUGGCUCCAACACAUUCAUCAGGAUCAUCAUCUGAAGUUAGUUCAUUCGUUUAUCACCAACAUCAUCAUCAUCAUAAUAAUCAUGCAAACAAUCAUACUCGCCAUCAUUCACAUCAUCCUACACGUCCACGGUCUGCAUCAUCAUUGACCACACCUGCUUCAUCAACGAUAUCAUCCACAUCGGAUGAUCAUUUAUCAAGUUCUGAUGAUCAGUCCGAUCUGUUGAUACAUCCACAGCAAUUAUCAUCACCUUCUUCACAUAAUCAUCAUCAUCGACAAUAUUCACCACCAUUACCAACAUCGAUGCCUCCAAAACCACAAACACUUCCUUCCAAUUCAUCAUCAUCAUCAGGAUCAACAUCACUUUCAUCAAAAUCUAGACCAAUCUAUUGCUCUAACUACAAUGAACAACAUCUUUAUAUUCAAUGUCAUCAACCAGGUUCAUCAUUAGGAUGUUCGGUUGUCAAUGGGCCAACAACAUGUCCAGGAAUAUUUGUUCAACAUGUUAAAGAAGGAAAAUUGGCUCAAAAAUGUGGUCUAGAAAUCGGUGAUCAAAUUGUUCGUGUCAACAAUCUAGAUGUAUCCGUGAUUGGUUUUGAUGGUGCCAUAUCCAUGCUUAAAUCUUUAACGAACAUCAGUCUUUUAGUUCGAAAAGGUGUUGCCCGACAUAUAUUUGAGUGUCGUGAUCAUUACAGUACAAUCAAUACUAAUGUUUCCACAUCUAUUGAUGGAUCAUCAGAACAGCAAGCAACAUUGAACAAGUGCCAUUAUUCAUCACCAACUAAACGUCAACAACAGCAUCAAUACUUUACGCCAACAUCUUGUACAUCGUCGAUUACAUCAAAAUCAUCAAAGUCAAAAUCAAAAUCAGCCAAUGUUUCAAGAAUUUUAACGAAUAAUAAUAAACAACAUAGUUCAAAAAGUAAAGUUUUAUAUAGUGUUCCAUUAGCAAUACCGGUACCACCUCCUGUUCCACCUCCUCCUCCUACUAGCUCAACAUUGGUGUCAGUGAAAAAAGGAAGUAAAAGUCCGACAAAAAGUAGUCCAUCUUCAACUUAUCAAUCACCACAUCAUUACAAAACUCUCGCAGCUGCAUCAACAAAUUCACCAACAUUCGAAUCUUUUCAGGGCAUCGGAAAUGCGUCACCAUCAUCAUCAUCUUCAAAUUAUUGUUCUGCAUAUUCUUCGGUUCAAAUAUCUGCCUCUACUUUUAAUGCUUCAACGGGAUCAUCAUCAUCAUUAUCAUCAUCUCCGUUAAAUUCAUGUGCAAAAAAUCGAUGUUGCUGUGAACGUCAACGUUCCAAGGAUAAACAUCAUCAACAGCAACAUUCAAUUUGUAAUCGGCCAUCGACUUUUUCAUUGGACGGUAAUUCUUAUGCACAUCCUUUACCGCCAUCAUCAUCAUCAUCAGUUGUUCCGGUUUUACCUCCGGCCGUACCGCCUGUAACAUUGUUCACUAAUGUUAAUCAUGUUGAUCAAGUAACAAAUGCUGUAACCAAUUCCAUUCGAAUAUUACAGGAAGUACGAGAAAAAGAGGAAAAACUUGUCGAAGCUUCUCGAAAAUUGAACGAAGAACAUGAAAAACUUUGCAGGGAAAAAGAAAAAUUGGAAAUUGAAAAGAAGGAAUUGUUGUUGAAUAAAGAAAGCAUAUAUCAUUCACAUCAUCAUCAUCAUUCUUCGGCACACCAAAUAGCUGAUGGAAAUCAUCAUCUUCAUCAUAAUAAUGGUAGUCAUCAUUAUCAUCAUCCAAGUCAAUCAUCAUCAUCAUCAUCAUUGUUACAGCAACAUCAUUACAGUACUAUAGGAUCAUCGACAUCGUCAAUAUCAUCUACAUCGCCAAAUUGUCCCUCAUCAUCAGCAUCAUCAUCGAAUGUAAUGAUACAACAGCCACCACGGCCGCCCUCAUCACCGCCAAUGGGCACAAUUAAUUCGGCAAUCAAUGGACAAUGUAUGCCACAAUUUUCAUUUCUUGAAGAAAUUAAAGCUAUGGGUGAGAAUGGUCGGCGAAGACAUUUACGGCCAGUGAAUUCGAUCGAAUCCAAUAAUAAUUCGUCGAUUAUUGAUGAUAAUCAUUUGAAUCAUAAUUCUUCAUCAACGAUGUCGGCUGUGGAUAAAAAUAAACUAUUACGUCGUCCACCUUUUGGCUGUGCAAAAGAUAAUAAUGAUAGUAGCAAUGGCGUUGGAUGUUCAGGUGUUGGUAGUAAGGAUGCUUCGGAUAAUAAAAAACGACAACAUGAACUUCUAAUGGAAGAAUUUAGGAUAGCUCAUCAGAAAAUGUUCGGAGCACAAAAUCGACAACGCUCUAAUCAUAAUCGCUUGAAUGAUCAACAAGGCGAUGGCCAUGAUGAUGAUGGUAAUGAUGAUGAUGGUCAAAAUGCUAAGGAUAAAAAUGAUCAUCAAAAAAAUGUUGAGGAUCAACGUUAUAGAUUAUCAUCCAUCAAUAAUAAUAAUAAUAAUAAUGUUGAAGAUCAUAAAUCAUCUUUGAACUUAUCAAACCAUCAUCAUACUGACGACAAUAUGGUACAAGUUGAAUCAUCAUCGACACCAGCAAUAACGACAUUGUUGAAUGUAUUUCCUAGACGUAAUUUAUCUAACCAAACAACAAUGUCCAAUCAACAUGGGAAACAAAUUCCAUCAUCAUUAUCAUCAUCAUCGUCGACAUUGAAACCAAUAACAUCAACAUCAAUUGAUCGACCAAUUUUGUCCAGUUUUUCGAAAAAUACCAACACAUCUAUAAUCAAUAAUAAUAAUAUUUCUAAAAAUAGAUCUGUUGAAAUGGACCAUUCAAUAUCAUUGUCGGCAACAAAAUUUGUAUUGAAAAAAUCAACAUCAACAUUUGCAUUAUCAUCAUCAUCACCACAAUCAUCACAAUUGUCAUCAUUUAAAACAUCAACUUUCAAUAAAACAUCAAAGACGAUCGAUGAUCAUCAUAAUAAUCAUCGUCCUUUAUCGACAACAACCGGAUCCAAUCUAAAAUCAUCGUCUACAGCAGCAGCAUCAUCUUCAUCGACAACAGCAAAUCGUAUAACGAUCAAAGUUCUUUCACCAAAAAUUACAGCCUAAAUUAUCAUCAUUUUUUUCAAAAUGUAAAA